UUUAUUCUGAGAUCUACCUAGCAACAGCUGAGAUCAUCUAUUAAAUUCAACAAGAUCGACUCUUGAUCAUUUAUUGCCUUGAUUAAGAUCCACUGGAGAGGAUGGAUGAAGAAGCUAAAUCCUCAGUGCAUGUGUUGGUGUGUGUGUGUGUUAAUAUUUAACCAGCGCUUGUGCGUGCGUGCGUGCGUGCCAGACCGGAGGCUGCAGCAUCGAGGCGAGUCUAAAACACAACCACAUCUUCACAAGACCAGCCAUCCAGAAUGCCUUGCUCCCUCUACGGAACAAACUCGUGGUUCCUGUCUGAAAUGACCUCCUUGGCGUAUUUGUUCAGCAGAAGAUGCUCUCUUUAAACAAUCCUGGAUAAACAGAACUGUGUUAACACAGAAAGGACCAUUUGAUUGUAUCUUUAGAUGAACCAUAAAUAGAAACCAGACUCAUGGAGGCCAUCACAUUCUCCUACAGCUCUGGUUUAGUCCAGGAAGUGAGGGCGUCCUGCAGAAACUGAGACAUGGGCUGCGGGGGUAGCAGGACUGACGCUCUAGAGCCUCGCUACCUGGAGAGCUGGACCAAAGAGACGGAGUCCACCUGGUUGACGAGCACAGACACCGACAUCCCGCUGUCGUCCAUCCAAAGCAUCCAAUCAGAGAACUCUGAGGCUGGGUUUGCAUCUGAGAAAACGAUCAGCCCGGUUCCAGAUUUCUUUGAAGACGGUCUCCCUCCUCCUGCUCAGGCAUAUCUGAAGGGGUGCUCCGCUGUGUCUGAAGCCAGUCUGAAUGAUGUGAAACCCAGCAGCCCAGUGUCCAUCCUGUCCUCUCCACAGCAGGAAGUGACGUCACCUUCAUCGGGCACCACCGUGCAGCGCAGAAGCGUUCUACACACUGAAGAGAUUACAAAAUGGCAGGACAACAGGAAGUCCACCAAGCAGGUGACCAUCACAGUUACCCAGAGCAUCCACCAGGUGGACAAGAAUGGAAAGGUUAAGAAGUCCCUCACAACCUAUGAGGUUAUGAAACCUGUGGAGACGAUUAAACAGGUGGACACUCAAAACACCUGAGACUGGAAAAAGACCAGAGAGGAAUUAAUCUACUACUCGUGAGGUAUUUACGAUCCAGUGACUGAUGGGUGACCAGGAAUCAGGUUUAACGAGAAACAAAGAUCUUUUCAGUUUGAUGUGUGUUUUAUGUAUUUGACACGAUAGAGUCAGACGUCUAAACAAAUGGGUUAAAAAGGGAAGUACAAACAAUGUAAUUUCUUGUUUUUUAUUUGAUGAAAAAAGAAACUCGUACUGUCUUUGCAGCAAACAGGAUGUUUAUUAAUUACUGUGAAAAAACACUUUAAUCUCAUAAAUACGUCAUGUUAGUAUUAUUUGCAGUGGAAAAUCUAACAGAUGUGAAUAUUUCUGUCUUACUGUUUGGUGUUGACACAAGACAGGUUUGUGGUCUUACAAUCUGAAUGGCUCUAAAACAGGAAGUGAAGAAUUUAGCUUCAGGAGUGUGAUGAGGAGGGGAGUCCGUUUACUGCAUCGUGUUGCUUCGAACAAUCCAGUGUUCUUUUUUUCAUGUCAGUUGUUUUUUUUUAAUAAAUUAUAACAUUUGA
This is a messenger RNA of Nothobranchius furzeri (turquoise killifish), 1596 nucleotides long. RefSeq names its product BAALC binder of MAP3K1 and KLF4 b (gene baalcb). The record is from RefSeq and is a predicted model, not a curated record. Gene Ontology annotation, cellular component: cytoplasm. NCBI's taxonomy places the organism in Eukaryota, Metazoa, Chordata, Actinopteri, Cyprinodontiformes, Nothobranchiidae.